AUGUCAUCGUCGAAUACAACUGUAAAUAUGAUUGCAUCGUUGAGCAGUGCAUCAAAUUUCCUCAAUUGCUAUUUUCCUAUUUUUAUCUUUAUAUUCGGUAUCAUUGGUAAUCUUCUCAAUGUUUUUGUCUUAAAUCAACCAACACUUCGUUUAAAUAUAUCUGCUCUUUUCUUUAAUUUCUCAUCAAUCGCUGAACUCCUUGCUAUUUUUAGUGGUCUUAUCGCUCAAAUGCUGUCUGGCUAUGUAGCUGAUUUGAGUGCGACUAUUGGAUGGAUUUGUAAAGUUCGAAGUAUUGUCCUUUAUUGUUCAAGAACAAUAGUCUUAUGGUUAAUCGUUUUAGCAAGCGUUGAUCGAUGGUUAACAUCCAGUACAAGUGUGAGGUUACGACGAAUGAGUACUAUGAAAAAUGCUCGGCGAAGUAUGUUUGUUGUUCUCGUUUAUACAUGUAUUCUCAAUGCUCCAACACUCUAUUGUUUUGAAGCCAAUAACCUUUCACCUCCUCGUCCAUGUUAUGCUUCAACAUAUAUGUGUCGUGUGAUCACGGAUCUGCUCUAUGCAUUUGGUACCACACUAUUUCCAUUGCUAUUGAUGAUUAUUUUUGGAUUCAUGACUAUUAAAAACGUCCAUCAUGCGCGAAUUCGUAUACAAAUGACGACUAAUUUAGAACAGAAUCUUAAGAAUACGAUAGCAUCAACGACUAUAAAUAGACAAUUGCAAGCAAGAAAACUAGAUCGGCAUUUAAUUAAAAUGCUUCUCGUGCAAGUCUUUCUGUUAUUUUUAUUGACAUGUCCUCAUGCUAUAUUUAGAUUGCAUUUAACAUUUACAUCAAAUCCACCACAGAAAUCAUUACAAUAUGCAAUUCAGAUAUUAAUCUAUAAUUUGUUUAUUCUUCUUACAUAUGUCGCCAACGGAAUGCCAUUUUAUAUUUACACAUUAUGUGGUGGAGCUGUAUUUCGAAAUACACUUCUUAACCUUUUAAAAACAAUCUUGAAUAAAAUUUCACAUCCUUAG
Molecule: messenger RNA, 1011 nt
Organism: Rotaria sp. Silwood2
Lineage: Eukaryota; Metazoa; Rotifera; Eurotatoria; Philodinida; Philodinidae
Source: the annotation of a GenBank genome assembly